This is a messenger RNA of Cavia porcellus (domestic guinea pig), 2572 nucleotides long. It is a transcript of the gene Cer1, whose product is annotated as cerberus 1, DAN family BMP antagonist. The transcript has 2 exons. The coding region runs from base 1 to 798 and encodes 265 amino acids. NCBI's taxonomy places the organism in Eukaryota, Metazoa, Chordata, Mammalia, Rodentia, Caviidae. The record is from RefSeq and is a predicted model, not a curated record.
AUGCAUCUCCUCUUUCUUCAUAUGCUUGUGCUUCUGCCUCUGGGGAAAGCCAGCUGGCACCUGGAUAGCAGCCAGAGUCAGAGUGCUGUUUCCCUCGCGCUCCUAGAAAGGAGUCGCAGAGAGCUCCCCAUGGCCAACCAUGAGGAAGUUGAGGACAAGCCAGAUCUGUUUGUUGCAGUUCCACACCUAGUAGGCACCAGCCCAGCAGAGGAAGAACAGAGGCAGAGAGAGAAGAUGCUGUUCAGGUUUGGCAAGUUCUGGAAGAAGCCUGAGAGAGACUUGCCUCCUCCCAGGGACUUGGAAAGUGAGUACAAUCCGCUUGCAACCCAAGUUUUCCCGGUGAAUGGGAUGAAAGUGGAGAAGUCUCCUCUCCGGGAAGAAGCCAAGAAAUUCUGGCACCACUUUAUGUUCAGAAAGGGUCCAGCCUCUCAGGGUGUCAUCUUGCCCAUCAAAAGCCAUGAAGUGCAUCGGGAGACCUGUAGGACGGUGCCCUUCAGCCAGAUGAUCACCCAUGAGGGUUGUGAGAAAGUAAUUGUUCAGAACAACCUUUGCUUUGGGAAAUGCAGUUCUGCUCAUUUUCCCGGAUCUGCACCGCGCACCCACAGUUUCUGCUCCCACUGUGCACCUGCCAAGUUCACCACGAUGCACUUGCAGCUGAACUGCACCGGUCCCGCCCCUGUGGUCAAGGUAGUGAUGCAGGUGGAAGAAUGCCAGUGCAAGGCAAAGGCGGAACACGGUCACUGGUGCCUCCUACACUCUGGCUCCCAGGAUUCCUUUAUCCCAGACAUUUCAACUUAAGAAGCGAUUCCACUAUUGUGCUGAAAGACAAAAUCACAAUAGCAAAAGUGAUAGUGAUUCAAUCUGAAGGUGCUAAGUGGGUAAACAAUGUUGAAAGGAAGGUAUUCUAAAAGAUGCUUUCUGGGUUAUUGGUAUAUGGUUGGAAUCUAGUCUUGGCUGUGGAACUAAGUGGUUGUGGAAUACUAAUAUGUUUGAAAACUUUUUCUACCUGAAGUUUUUUAAAUCUAUGUACCGGGGAUCGAACUCAAACUCAUGACUGCCUGCUUGCAAGGCAGGCGCUUAUGCAGCUGAGCUAAAUCCCCAGCCCCCAGUUUUUUAAAUCUAUAAAUGAGGAAUUUGACUUGGGUGAUUGCUAAAGUUCUUUACACUAAAGUUCACAAUCCAGCUUCUCUGGUUUUGGUAAAAAUCUUCUAUCUGAAGAAAAUGAACCAUAAAAAAUGAACUUUUUAAUAGUUUGACAAAUAACCAGAAUGAAAAAAGCGAAGUGUUCUCAAAGAAUCCUUCAUUAUUUUACCUGCCUCUGUGACUCAGGAAAUGCUGUGUGUGUGUGUGUGUGUGUGUGUGUGUGUGUGUGUGUGUGUUGCGGCGGGGGUUAAACUCAAGAGUCUUCACACUGAGUUAUAUCCCCAAAGAGCCAUUUGUUUGUUUGAGUUGCUAAAUUGCUCAGACUGGGCAGGAAUUUUGUCUUAUCUGCCCCAACCUCCCAGAGUGCUGGGAUUACAGUCACUAGCGCCACCAUGCUUAGCUAUCUCUCAAGGGAUUCUUUUUCAUAAGUGUGAGAAGUAAUUCACUUGGUUGCUUUUUCUUAUUUCUGGUACUCCCCAUAAAGUUCUUAAUGCCACUUCUUUGACUUUGAAGAAAGAACACUAGUGCUACUUUUAGCAGUUUAGAGAGAGAGAGAGAGAGAGAGAGAGAGAGAGAGAGAGAGAGAGAAACACAAUAGUAGCCAAAUGGGUAUUUAUAUUAUGAGGAAGGGAAAAUAUAUAACCAGUACCAAAUUUACAGGUCACUCCUGAGAUCUAGUGAAAAUAAGCAAGAAAUUCAGUGGGGUCAAAUUAAAUGGCUAAUGAUUUAAAAUUAAAAUACCCACCUAUCUUUUGAAUCAGGUAGUAAAGAAGCUUUCUGUUCUUCGAUGCUUGUUUUUACUUUUGUAUAAAACAUUUGACAAAUUUUAUUCAGCAAAUGCUAAACGUUCUGAAAAUAUGAAUCUUUAAAUGUAUUAAAUAUUAGUAUAAGUAGUAUUCUGGGAAGUAUUGUGGUGCAAAUGUAAAUGUCCUAUAUUUUGCCCUUAUUUGUUUUGCCUGUCUCAAGCAAAGAGUACUUUGGGGAGAUUAGUUACAAGCAUUAUGAAAUGACUUCAUGGGUGUAUGAGCAUGGUCCAUGUGUUUCUUUGACUUCACAAACCGCCUUCUGUUUAAGUCUUUCAAUCACUGAUGUUUAGUAAUUGCCUUUCUCCUGCCUGUAUUUAUUUGCAUGCAUAUAUCAUGCAGAAUUGACUUUCCCCAGCCAGAUUACUUGUUUGUAACAAUUCUUCAAAGAUUUGUUGUAAUAAAUUACUUUAGAUCUUUUAAUUUCAGUAUACACAUACACAAAUAUUUCCAAGUGUAAUGACUAAUUAUUUUUAAAGAAAUUAAUUUAUAUUUUAAUUCUGUUCCUCUUUAAUUAUACCAUCUAACAUGAUGUUCUGAAGAAGCAAAUGCAUUUAUAUUUAGUAUAUAUUAUGCAACACAUCAAUAUAAUAUGAGCUACACAGAUACAUAUGGGGCAUUUACAA